CACAAAACCAUCCCAAAAGCGCCCACCGUCACGCGGACCCGCGACUUGUCCGUCCCCACACGACUCCCCGCCGGCUACUCUCCUCCCCCCAACGGCGCUCCGCCCGCUGCUCGCCGGCUUCCUCCCGCCAGCUCCAGUCCGCUUGCGAUGAAGAUCGCGGUGGAGGGUUGCAUGCAUGGGGAGCUGGACAUCGUCUACGACACGCUUCGCAAGCUCGAGGAGGCCGAGGGAAUCAAGAUUGACCUCCUCCUCUGCUGUGGCGACUUCCAGGCUGUUAGGAAUACAGAUGAUUUACGGUGUGUUAACGUCCCACUAAAGUAUCGUACCAUGAACUCAUUUUGGAAGUACUACUCAGGACAAGCAGUUGCUCCAUACCCAACCAUCUUUAUCGGUGGAAAUCAUGAAGCAUCUAAUUAUCUGUGGGAAUUGUACUAUGGAGGAUGGGCAGCACCUAACAUAUACUUUUUAGGGUUUUCUGGUGUUGUUAAGUUUGGAAACAUCCGAAUUGGUGGACUGUCAGGAAUACAUAAGCAACACAAUUAUCACUCAGGACACUAUGAGAGGCCUCCAUACAAUGAACAGACUAUACGAUCUGUGUACCAUGUUAGGCAUUACGAUGUUCUCAAGCUCAUGCAUUUGAAGGAGCCACUAGAUAUAUUCUUAUCACAUGAUUGGCCUCUGGGCAUUACUGAGUAUGGGAACUGGCAGAAGCUCAUUCGCGCGAAGAAGCACUUUGAAGAAGAGGUUAACAGUAGAACGCUAGGUAGCAAACCUGCAGCUGAAUUACUGAACAAACUAAAACCGCCCUACUGGUUUUCAGCACAUUUGCAUUGCUGGUUCCCGGCUAUCAUCCAACAUGGAGAGAAUGGACCUACAACGAAGUUUCUUGCCCUUGAUAAGUGCCUUCCUGGCCGGAAUUUUUUGCAGGUUAUAGACAUUCCAUCCAAUCCAGGACCACAUGAAAUCCAGUACGAUGAAGAAUGGCUUGCCAUAACAAGAAGAUUCAAUAGCAUUUUCCCCUUAACUCGAAGGCGAUUUACUAUGCGGGAUGAGCAGCUUGACACUCAAGAUGACCGAGAAUGGAUUCGGAACAAGUUGAAUACUAGAGGGUUUAAGCCGUUUGACUUUGUCCAGACUGCACCAUCUUUCAAUCCUUCCAAUCCAGUCUCCAAUUCCUCCAUAACAAGAAGUUGCAGGAAUCUACAAACUGAGUCUUUCCUCCAGCUUCUGGAACUCCCAUAUCUGCUGGACUCAUCUAACUCUGAGGGGGUGUCUUUUGUUAAUGAGGUCGAUAGAAACGAGUCAAGCUCUCAGCCAGGAAACACGCUUGAUGAUGAAGAUAUAGAACUACCGGAUGAAGAUGAAGAUGCCAUAGAUGAAUAGACGACGAUGAGUGAAUGAGCCGGAGUAGUUGGACAAGUUCUGUUGCACCGUCCCAGUUGCAGGGUUUGCCUUGAGGGAUGGGUUUGUCUCUGCUUGGUUAUGGGAGAAUGUCUGUGGACUCGCAGGCUAGCCCAAUGCAAACUUUCUUCGGUGUUGAAUUGUUGGUAUCGUUCAAAGUUCGAACUACAUUCGCACUGAUUGUUCAGCUAAUUCACAAAACAUGUGUAUUUGGUGGAAAACGUUAACCCAAAUGACAUCUACUAGCAAAAUCGAGUUCAACUUCCUAAAACCAUAUGUUCUAACAUGCAUGUGUAACUCCUAGUCUCGUUUCUAGAAGAUUGCUCAGUACUUGGAUCA
Molecule: messenger RNA, 1740 nt
Organism: Panicum virgatum (switchgrass)
Lineage: Eukaryota; Viridiplantae; Streptophyta; Magnoliopsida; Poales; Poaceae
Product: lariat debranching enzyme-like
Exons: 10
Coding region: 148-1383 (411 amino acids)
Biological process (GO): mRNA splicing, via spliceosome
Cellular component (GO): nucleus
Molecular function (GO): RNA lariat debranching enzyme activity
Source: RefSeq, a predicted model, not a curated record